AUGCCAGGUGCUGGCGCAACCAGCGCUGCCCGCUGCCGGCACCUGCUGCUGCGCCGAGCGCUCAGGACCGGUUCGAGCACUGAGGACCGGUUUAAGCGCUCAGGACCGGUUCCUAGCCGGCGUGGCCCCGCGGGGCGUCCUGCCCUGCCUUCAGCCCGGCACGCCGACCGCCCUCACACGUGUCUUCCAGCAAAACCUCAGGUGAAAGCAUCCCCCCCGUCGCACACGCAGGACCUGGAGCUUAAGGGAGAAAACGCCAAGCAGCGCGUUGUCAAAAGCAGCAGUCAGCUGAGGGUCCCGGUACGAUGGAGAGGUCAGGCAACUGCCGCCGCAGUGACGGAAAGCACAAAACCUCAAAUUCAGCCAGAAGUGCGGAAGCCUAAAACAGGAAUCUUGAUGUUAAACAUGGGAGGUCCCGAACGGCUGGAUGACGUGCAUGAUUUCUUACUUCGUCUCUUCCUGGACAGGGAUCUAAUGACGCUUCCAGCUCAAAAUAAAUUAGCACCAUUCAUUGCCAAACGCCGCACACCGAAAAUCCAGGAGCAGUACAGCAGGAUUGGAGGUGGAUCACCGAUCAAGAAGUGGACGGCGGUGCAGGGAGAAGGCAUGGUGAAACUGCUGGACAGCAUGUCGCCUCGCACCGCGCCUCACAAAUACUACAUCGGCUUCCGGUACGUCCAUCCUCUGACAGAAGAAGCAAUUGAAGAGAUGGAGAAAGACGGCAUCGAAAGGGCUAUCGCUUUCACGCAGUACCCCCAGUACAGCUGUUCUACCACAGGAAGCAGUUUAAAUGCCAUUUAUCGCUACUAUAAUAAAAAAGGGGAGAAGCCAAAGAUGAAGUGGAGUAUAAUUGACCGGUGGCCCACACAUCCCCUCCUUAUUCAGUGCUUCACCGAUCACAUACAGAAGGAACUGAACCUGUUUCCACCUGACAAAAGGAAAGAUGUCAUCAUCCUCUUCUCGGCUCACUCGCUGCCCAUGUCUGUGGUGAACCGUGGUGAUCCGUAUCCUCAAGAAGUGGGAGCUACAGUCCAGAGAGUCAUGGAGAAGCUGAACUACUCCAACCCUUACAGGCUUGUGUGGCAGUCCAAGGUUGGACCAAUGCCUUGGCUUGGUCCGCAGACAGAUGAGGCCAUUAAAGGACUGUGCCAAAGAGGAAAGAAGAACAUGUUGUUGGUCCCGAUAGCGUUUACAAGUGACCACAUUGAGACACUUUAUGAACUGGAUAUUGAGUAUGCCCAAGUUUUAGCCAAUGAGUGUGGAGUUGAAAAUAUCAGAAGAGCAGAGUCUCUUAAUGGAAAUCCACUGUUCUCCAAGGCUCUGGCCGACUUGGUCUGUUCGCAUAUCCAGGCGAAUGAAAUCUGCUCUAGGCAGUUAACCCUCUGCUGUCCGCUCUGUGUAAAUCCCGUCUGCAGGGAGACAAAAGCCUUCUUCACUAACCAGCAGCUGUGA
Messenger RNA from Nipponia nippon (crested ibis), 1452 nucleotides. The record is from RefSeq and is a predicted model, not a curated record. NCBI's taxonomy places the organism in Eukaryota, Metazoa, Chordata, Aves, Pelecaniformes, Threskiornithidae.